AGAGCCAAUAAGGGAAUUGCACAGCCCCAUGGAAUCAAAACACAACUAAUAAAAAAUUGAAAAUAUCUGCGCCUCCAGCAAGGAUUAGGAAAGUUCGGAUCGGCUGUCUCUAACACAGUGACACUUGCUGUGAAUCCCAGCCAAUGCCUCGCAAAGAUUUUAUGGCCGUGGCUGAGGAAGAAGACCCGAACUUUCACCGCCUCCCUUUAGAUUUUUAUCAAACAGUUAGUCGGCGAAACCUUUUAAACCCCCAUAUAAACCCUUUCCACCUUACAUUUCUCACCGACCACGUGAUACCUUAUUACGCCUUUUUUCUCUCUUAGAACCGAAACCGAAACAAGUACCCAUUGAUUUUUGUACCUUAACAAAUGGUUCCUGAAGAAGAAAAAUCUCCAAAAUCGCCUCGUAAACCUUCCGAUUCAUCUUCUACGUCGGAAUCGGAGGCGACUCCAUCCUUGUUACAGCCAUUGAUGGGUUCUCGACUGUUCCCUACUAUGGAGGAUUUGAGCUACUCUGAGUCUCCUUUAUCUGCGCCGAUCCCUUCUCCUUUAAUGGAAUUCGGAGCAUUCUCUGUCAUAGAACAAUCAGUUUAUUCUCCUUCGGAGAUUUUUGAAUUCAAAACAAAUCCUAUAUCUGAAACUGAAAGAGCCCCUACUGAACUAGCUAGUGGAGUAUAUACAGGUGAUUACGCGGAGGAGAACAUUGGGAUGCCUCAUCCUCUUGCCAGCUUACAGGAGAAUCCUAUGCCGCCGUUUCUCUCGAAAACUUAUGAUCUGGUAAACGAUCGGACGCUGGACCCGAUUAUCUCGUGGGGGACCACAGGGGAAAGCUUUGUGGUGUGGGACCCAGUGGAAUUCGCUAGGGUCAUACUGCCUCGGAAUUUCAAGCACAACAAUUUCUCCAGUUUUGUUCGGCAACUCAAUACUUAUGGGUUCCGCAAGAUUGACAGUGAUAAGUGGGAAUUUGCCAAUGAAGCUUUCCGGCGAGGUGAGAGGCGUCUGUUGAAGAAUAUACAGAGGCGCAAGUCACCCCAAUCCCGGCAGUUUGCUAGCUAUACUGGGCCUUCUACUGAAGUGGGAAAGUCAGAACUGGAAAGAGAGAUAGAAAGAUUGAGUGAAGAGAGGAGUAUGAUGAUGCAAGAGGUUGUAGAACUGCACCAGGAGCAGCAUGGAGCUGUUCAUCAUAUGGAAGCAGUGCGUCAAAGGCUUCAGGGAGCGGAGCAGAGGCAGAAGCAGAUGAUUUCAUUCUUGGUAAAGUUGUUUCAGAAUCCAGCAUUCUUGGCCCGCCUUAGGCAAAAUAAGAAACAGGGAGAUAUUGGUUCAUCAAGGAUGAAAAGGAAGUUUGUCGAGCAACAGCACCAUGAGCCAGGACAAUCUGAAUCACCUAUGGAAGGGCAGAUUGUGAGGUACAGACCUGAGUGGACAAACCUAUCAUCAUCCGCUGUAGUCCCAGAUGUAAACCCUGCUCCUGUUGAACAAACUCCAGAUUACAUCUUACAAGAGAUGGUAGAAAUGGGUAAAGAUGUUGAAGGCAUGGCUUUUCAACUUGAGAAUGUUCCAUCUAAUGAGUUUGCCAUGUCAGAUGAACUAGCAAUGGCCCAAGGAUAUAUCAAAACUCCAGAGCAGUUUCAAGAAGGCAAAUCAAACUUGGGGAGUGAAGAUCCCCAUAUUAAAGGAAAGAAUGUUAUCAGUCCAGAACAAGAAGUUGCUCCUGAAUUUUUCGUUUCUUUCCCUGAGGUUUUGGCAACAGAGAAGAAUUUUCUGGAAUUCUCAUGUACUGGGAUUGAAAGCAUUAUGAAACAAGAGGAUGUAUGGAGCAUGGGAUUUGACAACCAAGCUGGUAUGUCUAGUUCUAGCCAAGAGUUAUGGGGUAAUCUUGUCAACUAUGAUGUGCCAGAGUUAGGAUCAACUGGUGGUUUCUCAGAUAUCUGGGAUUUAGGUUCUGCACAAGUGGCAGGAAGUUCGGGUAUUCAGAAGUGGCCGGCUGAUGAAAAUCCUGUUGAGCAGCCAGAGAGUCAUGCUAGCCAGAAAAAAGAUGAUAAAUCAAAGAAUUUAGAUCAAUAGGGCUUCAUUUGCAUCAGCACAUGGUGCGCUUGUGGAUUUUUGGUUAUAUAGGAAUAGAUUGUAUCAGUUGAACAUUAUAUAUAUUAUUAUUUGAUUGAAUAACAGCUCUCAUUCUUUCUUGAUUUUCAAA
Molecule: messenger RNA, 2193 nt
Organism: Hevea brasiliensis (rubber tree)
Lineage: Eukaryota; Viridiplantae; Streptophyta; Magnoliopsida; Malpighiales; Euphorbiaceae
Product: heat stress transcription factor A-3
Exons: 2
Coding region: 369-2063 (564 amino acids)
Biological process (GO): regulation of transcription by RNA polymerase II
Cellular component (GO): nucleus
Molecular function (GO): DNA-binding transcription factor activity; RNA polymerase II cis-regulatory region sequence-specific DNA binding
Source: RefSeq, a predicted model, not a curated record